UCCGCCCUCGACUUCAACAUGCUUCAAGCUAAUGUGAAGCUAUCAAAACAUGCAGUAAUUAUUUAAUUAGAAAUAGUUUUUGGUUAAACAUGAGAUAGGUAAUUUUACGUGGCUGCGCGUUUAAUUUAUUUUUUAUACUUGCGGGUUUUGAGUGACGGCUAAAGCGAACAUUUCAUCUGUUGCUGGAGUUAGCAGAGUUAGCUAACUCACAGCCUCAUCUACUACCAUAACAACAUCGUUGUUUGUGCGUUUUACAAGCGAAACCAUGGCCAACCUAGAGCAGUGGGUGAAUGACCGCCUCCAUGACAUCCUGGGCUUGAGUGACAGAUAUGUUUCUCAAUUUAUGAUUGGGACUGCAAGAAAAGCUUCGAGUGCCCAAGACUUUGUGAGUCGUCUGGAGCAGACAGGAACAAUUGACAUCGACCAAAGUAUAAUCUCCUUUGCAGAAGAGCUCUUUGAAAAGAUUCCUCGGAAGCAAGUUGUUGAGAAACCGUCCCGGGCGAUGGAGCGGGAAGCUAUAGAAAUGGACAGGAAGAACCGGACAUACACGCUACUGGAGGACAGUGACAGUGAUGGAGAGGUUGUGAGAGAGAAACAGAAAGGCAAAAAGAAAACGAAGGACAAGGACAGAGGAAAUAAGAGGAAGCACAUCAGACAGAAGAAAGAGAGCGAGUCAUCAAGUGAGGAUGAAGCACCAAAAAGGAGUAAUCAAAGGGAGAACAAGUCUGUCAAGAAAGAGGAGGAUGAAGAGGAGGAGUGGGAGAAGGAAGAGAGAGAGCGGCAGCUGGACAUUGAAGAGAGAGACGCGUUUGCUGAGCGAGUGAAGCAAAAAGACAAAGACAAGACCCGCAACAUCGCAGAGAGGACUGAUAAAAAGGCUUAUGAAGAAGCUCAGAAGAGGUUGAAGAUGGCUGAAGAGGAUCAGAAGAAUAUGUUGCCUGAGUUGAGGAAGCGUUCUCGCUGGGAGUAUCUAAAGAAGAGAGAGGCAGAGAAGCUGGAGGACCUGGAGGCUGAGAUCAAAGAUGACGAGUACCUUUUCUCCACAGACGAGCUGACAGAAAGGGAGAAAAAAGAUCUGGAGUACAAACGCACCCUUCGUGAUUUGGCCAAAGAUUACAAAAAGGCCGGAGCAAAGGAGCAGGAGGAGAGGAAGAACAGAUACUACAUGCCAGAAGAAAAGAGGAGCAAGGAGGUGCCCCAGAGAGACCUGGAGCUGGAGGAGACUCCUAUGGAACUGGGAGGAGAGCAGGGCCGCUGGGAGGAGGAGAGGCUGAAGACGGCAUCCCUCAGCUUUGGGGCCAAGAGGGAAAGAGAGCAGGGGAUGAAGCAGGAGCAGGACAAGUAUCAGCUGAUCCUGGAGGAGGAUGAGAUGAUCGACUUUGUCAGCACAGCCAUCACUAUGAAGGGAACUCGCUCGGAAAAGGAUCAGGAGGCUCCAGCUCUUUCACAGGCAGAGCUAAACAAACAGUCCAUGCAGGAGGUCCGCCGCAGUCUGCCCAUCUUUCCCUACAGAGAGGACCUGCUGGCUGCCAUCCACGAACACCAGGUCCUCGUCAUUGAGGGGGAGACGGGCUCAGGAAAGACCACACAGAUUCCUCAGUACCUCUUGGAAGAUGGCUACACGAAAGGAGGUAUGAAGAUUGGAUGCACGCAGCCUCGCAGAGUGGCCGCCAUGUCAGUGGCAGCCAGAGUGGCACAGGAGAUGAGUGUCAAGCUAGGAAAUGAGGUGGGUUACAGCAUUCGUUUUGAGGACUGCACAUCAGAGAGGACGGUUCUCAAAUACAUGACAGACGGUAUGCUGCUGCGAGAGUUUCUCACUGAGCCUGACCUGGCCAGCUACAGUGUGAUCAUCAUCGAUGAAGCCCACGAGCGCACACUGCACACGGACAUCCUGUUUGGUCUCAUUAAAGACAUCGCCAGGUUCAGACCAGACCUGAAGGUGCUGGUGGCGAGCGCCACUCUGGACACCGAACGCUUCUCCUGCUUCUUUGAUGAUGCUCCGGUCUUCAGGAUUCCUGGCAGGAGGUUCCCUGUGGAUAUCUUCUAUACUAAAGCUCCAGAGGCAGAUUACCUGGAGGCUUGUGUGGUGUCGGUGCUGCAGAUUCAUGUCACUCAAGCUCCUGGAGACGUUCUAGUUUUCCUCACUGGACAGGAGGAGAUUGAGGCGUGUUGUGAAAUGCUUCAGGAGAGAUGCAGACGGCUCGGCUCAAAGAUAGCAGAGCUGCUGGUACUUCCUAUCUACGCCAACCUGCCAUCAGACAUGCAGGCCAAGAUCUUUAAUCCCACUCCUCCUGGAGCCCGCAAGGUGGUGGUAGCUACCAACAUCGCAGAAACCUCACUGACCAUAGACGGAAUCAUCUACGUCAUCGACCCCGGCUUCUGCAAACAGAAGAGUUACAACGCCCGUACAGGAAUGGAGUCACUCAUCGUCACGCCCUGCUCACGGGCUUCGGCCAACCAGAGAGCUGGCCGUGCGGGCAGAGUGGCUGCUGGGAAAUGUUUUCGUCUUUACACAGCAUGGGCCUUCAAACACGAGAUGGAGGAAACGACUGUGCCUGAGAUUCAGAGGACCAACCUGGGCAAUGUCGUCCUGUUGCUGAAGAGUCUAGGAAUCAACGACCUCAUUCACUUCGACUUCAUGGACCCUCCCCCUCAUGAGACUCUGGUUUUGGCGCUGGAGCAGCUCUACGCUCUGGGAGCUCUAAACCACCUGGGAGAGCUGACAAAGCUGGGACGCAGGAUGGCUGAGCUACCGGUGGACCCCAUGCUGAGUAAGAUGGUCCUAGCCUCUGAGCAAUACAAAUGUUCAGAGGAAGUGUUGACGAUAGCGGCCAUGCUGUCCGUGAAUAACUCGAUUUUCUACCGGCCCAAAGACAAGGUGGUGCACGCUGACAAUGCCAGAAUGAAUUUUGUGGUUCCAGGUGGAGACCACCUGGUGCUGCUGAAUGUCUACACACAGUGGGUGGAGAGCGGUUACUCUACUCAGUGGUGCUACGAGAACUUCAUCCAAUUUCGCUCCAUGAGACGAGCGCGGGAUGUCCGGGACCAGCUGGAGGGUCUGAUGGAUCGCAUCGAGGUGGAGGUGGUCAGCUCCCAAGGAGACAACUUGCCCAUUCGUAAGGCGGUGACUGCAGGAUAUUUCUAUCACACAGCACGGCUGAGUAAAGGCGGCUACAAGACUGUGAAGCACCAGCAGACGGUCUACGUCCACCCCAACAGCUCUCUGUUUGAGGAGCAGCCCCGCUGGCUCAUCUACCACGAGCUCGUCUUCACCACCAAAGAGUUCAUGAGACAGGUGAUCGAGAUAGAGAGCAGCUGGCUGCUGGAGGUGGCUCCUCACUACUACAAGAGCAAAGAGCUGGAGGACAGCAGCAGCAAGAAGAUGCCCCGCACACAGGGGAAGACGAAAGAGGAGCUGGGAUGAAAAGCAACAAAGAUCAGGUCCCCAUGCAACACCUGGCACAAAGAUCCAGUCCCUGGCUCCAUAAGUUGAAAUAAUAAUAGAAGAAUGACUGGGAAAGGUCGAUAAUCACUUAAGAAUACAGAGGGAACCUGUGGAAAAUGUUCCUCACGAGAACAUGUCUGCUGCAGCCUGAUAAUGCAUGCAGCGUCUGCAGAAACCACUCUACACAUGAACAUACAAAUCAGAGUGGUGGAUGCAGGGAAGUGGGUCACACAUCAACUCACUGGUUUAAUGAUAAACCUGCAGGGAUGUUUGGAACACAAUGAGGAAACAUUCAUGCACUUGGAGUUGAAUUUCCUGCUUUUUAUCAGCUCAUUAAUGAACGUGAGACCUUUGUGUUUGUUUCUCAUGCUCGCGGACUUCCUUGAAUAAAGGUGCUUUGUCAGAUAAUUUCACUAAUAUGUGAAGGAGUGGCACUGUUAAAGACUGUAAAUAGAUGAUGAGUAAGAAGCCUCCACCAAGCGGGAAAAGAUUUUCAAACACUGAGUUUCCUUCACGUGUGAGGCUCCUUAUCGUGUUUAUUUUCAUUUUUUCUAGAGUAAUA
Cheilinus undulatus (humphead wrasse) is the source of this 4007-nucleotide messenger RNA. It is a transcript of the gene dhx16, whose product is annotated as DEAH (Asp-Glu-Ala-His) box polypeptide 16. Gene Ontology annotation, cellular component: catalytic step 2 spliceosome; intracellular anatomical structure. Bases 266 to 3424 code for a protein of 1052 amino acids. Gene Ontology annotation, molecular function: ATP binding; RNA binding. The record is from RefSeq and is a predicted model, not a curated record. The transcript has 21 exons. Lineage: Eukaryota; Metazoa; Chordata; Actinopteri; Labriformes; Labridae.